AUGACCCGACGAUCGCUUCCCUAUCGAAUUUUUAUUGCGGUAUACCUUAUAAUUGCUUAUAUCCUGAUAUUCCUGUUCCAAGAUUGUCCAAGAGUGUUGUUCCGACGGAGAAAAUCGAUUAGCGGGCAGGUCGCCGUAAUCACUGGUGGAGCGAUGGGGAUGGGCAAAGAAGUGGCGAAGCGGCUCGCGAUUGAGCAGAAUGCAAAAGUGUGCAUUCUAGACAUCAAUGAAGAUCAGGGAGAACGAACGGUGGCCGAAAUUCGGGCUCUCGGAGGCAUCGCCAAAUUCUACAAAGUCGAUAUAUCGAAUGAAAAUGCUCUUGAGGAUGCGGCAGGUCAGAUUGAAAACGAUCCGAUGUUUGGAUUCGUGAGUAUCGUCAUCGCGAAUGCGGCGAUUCUCAAACAUGGAACGGUGUGCGAUCUUACCGUCGAGGACUACAAAUUCAACAACAACGUGAACUAUUUGGGCCACAUUUUCACAAUCAAGACAUUUUUGGGAAAAAUGAUCGAGCGACAGCACGGACAUAUCGUGUCGAUAGGCUCGAUCUGCUCGCAUUUCGGCGAAGCCGGCGGUUCGGCUUAUUGUUCGGCGAAAUUCGCCGCUCGCGGCUUCAUCGAAAGUCUUCACGGCGAGCUCGACGAUCUUGGAAUGACAGACAAGGUGAUUCUCACAUCGAUUUAUCCGUAUUUCGUCAACACGCCGUUUAUCACAAAUUUGCAAGAGCCCCACAGCACCUUCUGGGACAUCGUGCCUCUUGAUACAGCUUCGAUGGAGAUCGUGAACGCAAUUCUUUACAAUAGGUAUACAGUAUUCAUUCCCGGAAGUAUUAAACUUCUAUGUGUCUACAUGAAAUGGAUGACAACUUUGGGAACGUAUCCUCUCGGCCGCAAAGUGUUCAACAUUGUUUGCAAGCCAAAAGCCGAAGAAAUUGCUUUGAAAAAAGUGUGA
Messenger RNA from Caenorhabditis bovis, 948 nucleotides. The record is from the annotation of a GenBank genome assembly. NCBI's taxonomy places the organism in Eukaryota, Metazoa, Nematoda, Chromadorea, Rhabditida, Rhabditidae.